AAAUCCAUCCCAGAUGCUCGUGCUAAUGAGAUCAAGAAACUUCGGGGUGUUGCUGGCGACAUUUUUGACCUCCUUUCAAAAUACUUCACCAACACUAGCUAUGAUAGAGCUAAUGUCCCUGAGAUCCAACAACUCCUUGGGGUCACGUCUUCGACAAACCUGGCGUACAAAACAUUCCCUCCGGUGCUAUUCCCAGAGUUGAAAGAGGACAGAUCACUCAAGACUGAACACCCUCAGAUUCUGAAAGCUUCAUUGCGUGGUAUCACAUUCCUCCAUCAAGCUUCCAGUGGUGGUGGUGCACAUACCAACUCCAUGAAAUGGAGCGUUCAGCAAGUCAUGCCGGGUUCCAUCGCUUGGGCUGCAGCAAUAUUCUUACUGUCUCCUGACACUGAAUUUUCGAGCACGGGUGUUGGCAAGAGGUCAACAAUUAGCUACAAUUUGGAUGAUUUAUUUUUCACCUACAAGAAAGUUCUAGUGACCAAGUGGAAGACGAAGCGCAUUGUACAGAUUGUAACUAAUAUCAACCACUACAUCUUCAAAGCUGCACGACCUUCGGCCUUGGAUUCUGCCAUACAUGAAGAUUUCACAGAUGCGAUUGAUCACACACUCGCAGUGCUUGACAUGAAAAGUUCAGAUGAU
Messenger RNA from Suillus paluster, 639 nucleotides. RefSeq lists its product as uncharacterized. The transcript has 5 exons. The annotation marks the transcript as partial. The record is from RefSeq and is a predicted model, not a curated record. NCBI's taxonomy places the organism in Eukaryota, Fungi, Basidiomycota, Agaricomycetes, Boletales, Suillaceae.